AUGGAUGGGAAUGCCGGUUACAAUCAGAUAAAGAUGGCACCAGAUGACAUUCAUAAAACAGCUUUUAGGUGUCCCGGUCAUGUGGGGGCAUAUGAGUAUCUAGUCAUGCCAUUUGGGCUCAAGAAUGCUGGCGCGACCUAUCAAAGGGCAAUGAAUGCUAUUUUUCAUGAUCUAAUUGGCCAGAGCAUGGAAGUGUAUAUUGAUGACAUCGUGAGAGGUGUAGAAGUGGACAAAAACAAGUCUCGGGCAAUAUUGGAGUCACCUCCACCCAUUAACAAAGUACAGCUUCAGAGGCUACUAGGCAAAAUCAACUUCUUGAGGAGGUUCAUUGCUAAUUUAGCGGGCAAAAUCCAGCCGUUGACUCCUCUAUUAAGGUUGAAGGACAAAGAGAAUUUUGAGUGGGGGCCGACCCACCAACAGGCAUUUGACAGCAUCAAAACCUACCUAACGUCUCCACCAGUGUUGGUACCACCUCAAAGGGGAAAUCCCUUGAAGCUGUAUAUUUCUGCUUCGGAAAAAUCAAUCGGGAGUUUGCUAGCCCAGAAUAAUGAAGGUGGAAAGGAGCAGGCUGUAUAUUAUCUCAGCAGAAUUCUAACCGAGGUAGAGACAAGAUAUUCUCCGGUGGAGAGAUUGUGUUUAGCUCUAUACUUUACUGCCAACAAGCUAAGACAUUACAUGCUACAUUGUCACGUGCACAUCAUCGCCAAAACGGAUGUGAUAAAAUACAUGUUGUCAAAGCCUAUGCUAGCAGGAAGGAUCGGGACGUGGAUUUUGGCACUGUCAGAAUUCAGUUUUCAAUAUGUCCCUCAAAGGGCAAUCAAAGGCCAGGCAAUUGCUGACUUCCUGACUGAGUAUCAAGAACCUCAAAAUGAGGUAAUCAACAUCCCGGGAAGUCUGGAGGUUACUAGUGUUUGGAUCCCAUCGAGAAGUGAUGUUUCGGGCGAAGAAGACUGGAUCCAGCAAGAAAUAAGAAGAGGAAAUACUAAUAAUCGGGCAGAGUAUGAGGCUCUGAUUAUUGGUCUGGAAAUCCUAAUAGAUUUGGGAGCAACUGAGGUGGAGAUCUUUGGUGAUUCAGAAUUAGUAAUAAACCAGCUGAAUGGCGAGUUUAAAUGCAGACAUAUCACCAUGGCGGGGUACUAUAUGGCAGCGACGCAAUUAUUAAGUUUCUGGGAGUCGGAGAUAUCGGUCAAUCACGUUCCUAGGGGAUCUAACUUAGCAGCCAAUGAGAUGGCACAACUAGCUUCAGGAGUGCCAAUACAUGAAAGGAAGUAUGGUGUGGAUGUCGAGAUCCAAACAAGAAACCUUCCUUCUAUCUUAGACAGGGGAUUCAGUCUGGACGUAAUGGUUCUAGAAACCAAGGUAGAAGAUUGGAGGUCACUUAUCAUUCAUCAUUUGAAGGAUCCUUAUUCACCCACAAGUAAGAAGAAUAGGCAGCAAGCAACCAAGUAUGUCUUGUGGGCGAAGAAUUUGCUGAGGAAAACUCCAGAUGGGUUAUUGUUAAAAUGCCUAGGCCAAGAAGAAUCCAUGAGAGUGAUGGCCGAAGUACAUGAGGGGAUAUGUGGAGCACAUCAGGCAGGUACCAAGAUGAGAUGGCUGCUCAGAAGGUAUGGUUAUUUCUGGCCCGACAUGGAAAAAGAUUGCAAAUCCUAUGCCUGCGGUUGUGAAGAAUGUCAGAGGCAUGGACCUCUCCAGCACGUGCCUUCGGUGCCUUUGAAUCCAGUGGUCAAACCUUGGCCGUUCCGAGGAUGGGCAAUGGACUUCAUCGGGCAAAUCUAUCCAGCCUCCAGUAAAGGGCAUACUUUUAUAAUUGUAGCAACGGAUUACUUCACCAAGUGGGUGGAAGCAUCAGCAGUGAAAUCCAUAACUUCAGCAGUGGUCAAGAAUUUUAUCGAGACCAAGAUCCUGCAUAGGUAUGGGGUGUCUGAAACUAUAGUAACAGAUCGUGGGCCAUCUUUUGUUUCAAAGGAGGUCGAGGAAUUUGCAAGCAAGUACAAGAUAAAGAUAAUCCAGUCCAGUCCAUACUAUCCUCAGUCAAAUGGGCAGACAGAGGCUAGCAACAAAAUCCUGGUCAACAUUAUCAAAAGGAUGGUAAUGGACAGUCCAGAGAAGUGGCACGAGAUGCUGGGAAAUACGUUGUGGGCAUACAGGACUUCUAGAAGAGCGGGGAUAGGCACAACUCCUUAUGUCUUAACUUUCGGGUAA
Molecule: messenger RNA, 2202 nt
Organism: Malus domestica (apple)
Lineage: Eukaryota; Viridiplantae; Streptophyta; Magnoliopsida; Rosales; Rosaceae
Source: RefSeq, a predicted model, not a curated record